AUGAAGACUAUGAAGCAGUGGAUGAAGGAUUGGAGGUAUCCCACCUCUCUGCUAUGCAUCUAUGGGUUCUUCAGCACUGUAAAGCCACUAGAACCGUUCCUCAUCCCAUAUUUAGCUGGACCAGACAAGAACUUAACUAUAGAGCAGGUAACCAAUCAGAUUUUCCCAGUGUGGACAUACUCGUACCUGGCCGUGCUGGUUCCUGUUUUUCUUCUCACUGAUUGGCUACGUUACAAGCCUGUUGUGGUCUUCCAGUGCACCGCCCUCUUGGUCACCACGGCGAUGUUACUGUGGUUAAAAGGUGUACCAGAGAUGCAGGCUGUUCAGUUUACGUACGGAGUGGUGACGUCGUGCGACAUAGCAUACUUCACAUACAUCUACAGCAUGGUGGAGUUGAAGCACUAUCUGAAAGCCACCUCAUACUGCCGGACGGCCCAACUUCUGGGCUACACCGUGGGCUCAGUGCUGGGUCAGGUGCUGGUGUCUUUUGAUCUGCUCUCCUACAAAAACAUUCUCGUAUUUACUCUGAUUAUAACCUCCAUUGCAUGGAUCACCUCAAUCCUUCUCCCAUUGCCCAAAACAAGUAUGUUCUUCCACCAAAGAAGAAGAGAUGGAGGAGAGGAUGAAGAAGAAGAAGAAGUACGUGAGGGCAGUGUUAGCUCAGUCCGACCCUUGGAACCAGAAGCGCUAGAGACAGCGAAAGGGUUUUCGACGAAGGAUAAUCAUCUAGACGAUGUAAAAGUGAAUGAAGCAGCAGAAAAACAGCAGAAGAAUCUGGAAGGGUCCAGUGAUAACAACAGUACAAGAAAUUCCAAAAAAGGAGGCUGUGGUGACGUUCUGCUCCGGUUGUGGAAGGAUUUUCUGCAGUGUUUCUCUUCUCGUACGUUGCUUUACUGGUCUGCGUGGUGGGCACUGGCCACAUGCGGCUACAACCAGACGGUGAACUACGUCCAGGCCCUGUGGGAACACGUGGAGCCUUCUAGUAACUUCACAGUGUACAAUGGAGGAGUGGAGGCCAUCUCAAACCUAUUUGGAGCCGCUGCGGCAUAUGGUGUAGGUUUUUCAUCAGCGGACUGGUCUCUCUGGGGGGAGAUGGCCUUGGGUUUGCUCUCGGCCCUAGAGGGCGGCGCUCUCUUUGCUAUGGUCUUCAGUGCCAACAUCUGGGUUUGUUACUGUGGUUACAUCCUCUUUAAGAGCCUGUACAUGCUACUCAUCACUAUUGCCAUGUUCCAGAUAGCAGCUGGAUUGAAUAUGGAGCGUUAUGCGCUCGUGUUUGGAGCCAACACGUUCUGUGCUUUAGUGUUUCAGACCAUCCUCACUUCAGUGGUGGUGGACAGCAGAGGACUGGGCCUGGAUGUGGUCACACAGUUCAUCAUCUACGGCGCAUAUUUUAGCGUUAUUGCAGUUAUUUUCUUCGCCAGAGGAUUGUAUACAACAUUGUGCCAAAAAUCCAAAAAGAAAAAACAGGGAGAGAAGCCAGAAGAUGCCUGUGAGGCAGAAGAUGAUGCACAAAUCAAAGGAACAAAACUAUGAACAAAUAUAAGAAUGUAAAUAUUCUAU
Triplophysa rosa is the source of this 1560-nucleotide messenger RNA. RefSeq names its product solute carrier family 19 member 3a (gene slc19a3a). Lineage: Eukaryota; Metazoa; Chordata; Actinopteri; Cypriniformes; Nemacheilidae. Gene Ontology annotation, cellular component: plasma membrane. Bases 1 to 1533 code for a protein of 510 amino acids. Gene Ontology annotation, biological process: vitamin transport; transmembrane transport. The record is from RefSeq and is a predicted model, not a curated record. The transcript has 7 exons. Gene Ontology annotation, molecular function: vitamin transmembrane transporter activity.